AUGAAACAACCGUUCCCGUCAUUUGAUAAAGAGAAUGUUAAUUUUCUAAAUCAGCCAUGCAAAGAGUUUCCAAUGGAAGGAAUAUCAAAAGCACAGUUAUCCACUCAAGGAGAGUGUCAAUCUGCUCAACAUAGAACAUUUCUGAGUAAUCAAUCUAGAAGAAAUGAUCCUGAAGUAGCACAAGCCAUUUUGAAAGAUCUUAGGUAUGACUUAAAAGUCCAGGAAACUAUCUCCAGACUUGCUAACAAAUCAGGGACCGGAUCAUAUUCAAAUUCUUUCAAAUUUAAUAAAAUUUUAAAAGAGUUUAACAGCAGAGAAGACUACAUUAAUUGCAUUCUUGAAGUUCCUUUUAAUGAGUCUCAGAGUGAAGUAAAGAAGCAGUCGUAUAAAUACUCAGCUUCCUACCUGAACCCACGGCAUAUCAGAAAAGAAAGUUCUCCUAAAUAAACCCAAGAAGAGUAGACAGACUUCUUUGGCUAAAGCACAUAAGAGAUCGAUGGAUAGCAGUAUUGAUAAUAAACCCCAAAAACUCAGGAACCGUAGGAAUAAAUCUAUGUGAAACCAGGACUUAACCAGUGUCAAAAUUGAGCCAAUACGCAAACCUCUAAAUUAUAACAGGAAGCCACAUUCCUUACUUCAAGAAAGAAUUAGAGCUGCAUCAGGAGAGAAGACACAAGCUCCCAAUCCCAUAAGCGCAGUUUAUAUAAAUCUUUCAAGCUCUACUAAGCCUCACCAAAAUUUGGAUUUACAAAAGGCUCCGAAUAUCAGUAUUAGAGGUGAGCAGGCAAGUAAUUUCAGAAAGAGGCAAGAUUCUAAGAAAUACAUUCCUUUAAGCACUGUAUAUCUAACAAAUCAGUUAUUCGCUGGUGAAAACACUUCAACAUAUUAUACAAAGACAGGAAAUACUUCUGAGAAGCCAUCUUUGAAAAGGACAAAAUUUAACAGAAAAUCCUUGGUUAAUUCUAGUCACGACAACAUAGCCAUGACUCAAACUGCUGGAUUCAAGAAAAGUUUCAAGACCAAACAGCUACAGAGGGACAUAAUGAAGAAGAAAUCCAGAAUCCACACCAGCAAGUCAGGGCCUGAACAUCUUAUCCAGAAUGCUAGCGAGGUGAGAAGGACAAGGCCAAUCUCUCGUGCUAAGUACUGAUCCCAAAAGCCGUCCAUAAGUUUCGAUAUAUGAAAUUCUUAA
Moneuplotes crassus is the source of this 1192-nucleotide messenger RNA. The record is from the annotation of a GenBank genome assembly. NCBI's taxonomy places the organism in Eukaryota, Ciliophora, Spirotrichea, Euplotida, Euplotidae.